Zerene cesonia (dogface butterfly) is the source of this 654-nucleotide messenger RNA. RefSeq names its product DNA-directed RNA polymerases I, II, and III subunit RPABC2 (gene RpII18). Gene Ontology annotation, molecular function: DNA-directed RNA polymerase activity; DNA binding. Gene Ontology annotation, biological process: DNA-templated transcription. The transcript has 2 exons. The coding region runs from base 140 to 538 and encodes 132 amino acids. The record is from RefSeq and is a predicted model, not a curated record. Gene Ontology annotation, cellular component: nucleus; RNA polymerase II, core complex; RNA polymerase I complex. NCBI's taxonomy places the organism in Eukaryota, Metazoa, Arthropoda, Insecta, Lepidoptera, Pieridae.
UUUGAAAAACGUCAAUGUCAAUUUAAAAUAGCAUGUUUUGCUCUUAGUAGUUUGCUACUUGACUUGUGUUUACUGCUAUUAAAUUUAGCGCGUUGCUAUAAAACAGCGUGAAUUCAUUCCUUUAUUAAUCUGAGUAGUAAUGGCUGAUGAAGAAUAUGAUGGUGAGGACGGUGGUGGAGAUUACGAUGAUAUGGUAGAAGAAGAUACCAAUAUAGAAGAGACCGAGGAACAAGAAGAAGACGGUUACAAUGUCCAGUGCCUUGCUCCUGGCCAGGCCGGUGGAGGAGUAGAAAAAUCAAAAAGGAUAACAACUAGAUAUAUGACAAAAUAUGAACGAGCAAGAGUACUAGGUACCAGAGCCUUACAAAUAGCAAUGUGUGCUCCAGUGAUGGUUGAAUUAGAAGGUGAAACUGAUCCUCUCCAAAUUGCCAUGAAAGAACUGAAACAAAGAAAAAUUCCCAUCAUCAUCCGAAGAUACCUUCCCGAUCAUUCCUAUGAAGAUUGGAGCAUAGAUGAGCUAAUUAUAAUUGACCAUUAAGAAAUAUAGCAUUUUUGAUUACAAAUUUUUUAAGUACUUAUAUUAUAAGAUGAAUAAUUUUAAGAUUUAUAAGCUGAUGAGUGGUUGUUGAAGUAUGAAUAGAUUUUAAACAAUCA